Messenger RNA from Egretta garzetta (little egret), 885 nucleotides. Its product is annotated as 1-acyl-sn-glycerol-3-phosphate acyltransferase alpha. Gene Ontology annotation, biological process: phosphatidic acid biosynthetic process. The record is from RefSeq and is a predicted model, not a curated record. Gene Ontology annotation, molecular function: 1-acylglycerol-3-phosphate O-acyltransferase activity. Gene Ontology annotation, cellular component: membrane; endoplasmic reticulum. NCBI's taxonomy places the organism in Eukaryota, Metazoa, Chordata, Aves, Pelecaniformes, Ardeidae.
AUGGAGGUGCUCCUGCUCCUCUUGGCAGCCCUGCUGCUUUACCGGUACAAUGCCACCUUCCGCUACUUCUGCAAGGUGGCCUUCUUCAACUUCUGGCUCGUGGCCGCAGCCACCCUCCUGUCCCCCUUUGCGGCUCUUCGGGGACGCUCCGUGGAGAACAUGAAGCUCCUGUGUGCUGCGAUCCGGCCCCUCAAACACUUCUAUGGCAUCAAGAUGCAGGUGUGGGGCUCCGAGCAUCUGAACAUCAAGGAGCCCUAUGUGAUAGUUUGCAACCACCAAGCUUCUCUUGACCUCCUGGGCAUGGUGGAGUUCAUUCCCGACCGCUGUGUGCCCAUUGCCAAGAAGGAGCUCAUGUACAUGGGCACCGUGGGGUGGGCCUGCUGGCUCACUGGCAUCAUCUUCAUCGACCGCCACAAAAGAGAAGACGCAAUCGAUGUCAUCUCCCAGACAGCCAGGACCAUACGACGUGAAAAUCUCCGAGUGUUGAUUUUCCCUGAAGGCACCAGGAACCAGAACAAAUCCAUGCUGCCCUUCAAGCGUGGGGCUUUCCACUUGGCUGUGCAGGCUCAGGUUCCCAUUUUCCCCAUUGUGAUUUCCCCAUACUGGAACUUCUUCAGCUCCAAGGAUAAGAAGUUCACCUCUGGGACGUGCACCAUCCGAAUCCUCCCCAAGGUAGAAACGCAGGGCCUGAGCCCAAAGGAUGUCCCUGAACUGACAGAGACUGUCCGCCAGUCCAUGGCUGAUGCCUUUGCCCAGAUGUCUGCAAAUCACAACAGGAACCAGCGCGCUGAGCAGCCUCUGCUCCCGCACUGCGCUGGGGCCGGGGCUGGCAGGGGGACGGGCAGCCUGUCGUGUGAGGGGGACACAACUGGGAACAGCAAUUAG